AUGGGUGAUCAGCCCAAGACGGCAUACAUAACAGGUGGCGCAAGUGGCAUAGGUCUCGCCCUAUCAACCCACCUCCUAUCCAAAAACUACAGAGUGUUCAUAGCCGACCGCAACACGGCUGGCGCUAUACACCUCGCCGACCAGCACAACACGCCCAACAACACCGUCCUCUACUAUGCUACCUGCGACACGUCAAGUUGGGAAUCUCAGCUCUCUGUCUUUCAAGCCGCACUUAAAGCUCUCGGUGGACGCAUCUCCUGUGUAUUCCCUAUUGCAGGCAUCGGCGAGAAGAAGUGGCUUCCCUUUCCUUCUGAGAGCUGCAAGCAGCCCACCGAUUCAUUUACGAGACCCGAUCUCUCAGUUAUCGAUGUAGAUCUCACUGGUGUUCUCUAUACCAUCGCGUUAACGAUACAGCAUUUUCGACGUCAGGAUCUUGUUGUUUGGGGGGAUAGAGGAUCCGAAGACCCGUAUCUCCUGCGCGGCACAAUUGGUCUGGUAGCAAGUGUAUGUGGGUUUUACUGUGUACCCAGUCUACCCAUAUAUACAGCAGCAAAACACGCUUUGAUCGGCUUAACGCGAUCUUACGGCGCAUUGCUCUGGGAAGAGGGUAUUGCCGUUAAUGCCGUGGCGCCGAAUGUUGUCAGGACGGGAAUUAGCGCGGAGGAGUUCUAUCAUAGUCUGGAGAAGGAGGGUUUGUUGACACCGAUGGAUGUGUUGAUGGAAGCUUUUGAUGUCAUGUUAGAGAGAGCAAAGAGUGCAGUAGUGUACGAAUGUGGUGCGAAGGGCUGGACAGUGAGGGAAGGUGCAGAAUAUUUGGAUGAGGAGAGUGGGAGAUGUUGUGACUUGCUCAAGGAAAGAGGAAGGAAAUUGCAUUAUGGGUUGGAGUAA
Messenger RNA from Alternaria burnsii, 888 nucleotides. RefSeq lists its product as uncharacterized. Bases 1 to 888 code for a protein of 295 amino acids. NCBI's taxonomy places the organism in Eukaryota, Fungi, Ascomycota, Dothideomycetes, Pleosporales, Pleosporaceae. Gene Ontology annotation, molecular function: oxidoreductase activity, acting on the CH-OH group of donors, NAD or NADP as acceptor. Gene Ontology annotation, cellular component: cytoplasm. The record is from RefSeq and is a predicted model, not a curated record. The transcript is spliced from 2 exons.